CCCCUUACUAACAUGCAGAGGUUGCAUAGAAAUGCGAGCUUAGCUUUGGUUUGGACACAGACAACCGUUUAAAGUGCAAGAGAAGAGAGCAGCAACAAGCGAACAAGGAAGGGACUAUGUCCUUGCUGCUUAAGGCCAGCAACGGUCAUCUCUUCUUAUCAUCAUCAAUUGCUUCCAUGGCAACGUGUUCAAGCUUCUGCGCUCAACUUCCCAUCCAUUUUAGACCAAUACCCAUCUCUUCUUCUUUUCCCACUAAUCAACCUUUCAGGCCCUUCUCUGCCCAAGCUUCAAUUUCUCCUGCUAAUGAUGGAGGCUCUCCAAUUACUAUUGGCUUUCUAGGCCUUGGAAUUAUGGGUUCUCCAAUGGCUCAGAAUCUCAUAAAAUCUGGGUGUGAUGUGACUGUUUGGAACAGGACCAAGAGCAAAUGUGAUCCUCUCAUCAGCUUGGGAGCAAAAUAUAAGCCUUCUCCCGAGGAAGUAACUGCAGCCUGUGAUGUCACAUUUGCAAUGCUUGCUGAUCCAGAAUGUGCAGUGGAGGUUGCAUGUGGAAAGCAUGGAGCUGCAAGUGGUAUGGGUCCAGGAAAAGGGUAUUUGCUCAUAGUUCUUUCUCAUUAUAGGAAAUUCAUAUGUUCUUCAGAUGGUUUCCUAUUGGUCAUUGCUCCUAGCUUCAUACUAGAACCACCUUCUGUGAUCGGAAAUGGGGCUGCAAUGAAACUUAUUGUCAACAUGAUCAUGGGCAGUAUGAUGGCAACCUUUUCUGAAGGAUUGCUUCUCAGCGAGAAAGUAGGACUGGACCCAAAUGUACUGGUUGAGGUAGUGUCCGAGGGUGCCAUUAGUGCACCGAUGUACUCGCUGAAAGGUCCCUCAAUGGUCAAAUCUCUAUACCCCACUGCUUUUCCCUUAAAGCAUCAGCAGAAGGACAUGAGACUUGCCCUGGGAUUAGCAGAAUCUGUUUCCCAACCCACUCCAAUUGCAGCAGCUGCAAAUGAACUAUACAAGGUAGCAAAAAGUCACGGGCUUAGCGACAGUGAUUUUUCAGCAGUAAUCGAAGCACUGAAAGGAAAAGUGCAAUCCUGAGCAAACUAGUGUGUUUUUUUCCUGGUUACGAAGGAGAGGCUUGUACCUGAGACCUCGAGUUUUCUUGUAUGUCGUCAUCACCAGCCUGUGGUCUUUUUUCUGUGUUAGUACAUGUCUGUCGGGAAAAAAAACUACGUAGUCCCUAAACUAAACUAGUGAUAGUUUUUGAACAAGGAAUUUACCGUAAUUAAUAAUUGAUGUGCAAAUUCAUUGCAA
This is a messenger RNA of Populus euphratica (Euphrates poplar), 1292 nucleotides long. RefSeq names its product glyoxylate/succinic semialdehyde reductase 2, chloroplastic-like. Gene Ontology annotation, cellular component: chloroplast. Gene Ontology annotation, molecular function: NADP binding; NAD binding; oxidoreductase activity. Bases 117 to 1076 code for a protein of 319 amino acids. The transcript is spliced from 10 exons. Lineage: Eukaryota; Viridiplantae; Streptophyta; Magnoliopsida; Malpighiales; Salicaceae. The record is from RefSeq and is a predicted model, not a curated record.